AGUAAUAUAUAUUAAUUUAUACCGAAAAAGUAAGUUUUAUAUUUUUUGCCACGCCCAUUGUGAUAAGCCGCGCUGUUCAAAAUCUUCUGGUAGAAAAUAAUCUACUAUAUGGACGUAUAUUAUCAAUUACUUCAAAUGUCAGUUUGAGUUAAGUUGUGCAAAGUCGUGGUCUGAUGAAAUAAUAAUAAUGGAGAAAUUAAAGUGAUCUCUCAUAUUACUCGAAUAAUAAUUAAAGUUUGGUACAAUGGAGCCUGAAUUGUGGAGACGUUGUGCAGCUUGGUUAACUAGAUGUGGAAUUCUUAGAGAAGACCACAAAGCAAAUUGGCCUCAAAGUUCAAUAGGAGACUUAGCCUACACUUUAAGGGAUGGUGUUUUAUUGUGCAAUUUGUUAGUAGCCUUAGAUCCAAUAUGUAUGGAUAUAAAAGAAGUGAACCAAAGACCUCAGAUGGCACAGUUUCUCUGCUUAAGAAAUAUAAAAAUCUUUCUUCAAACAUGUCGAAAUGUUUUCCGACUGCGAGAUACAGAAUUGUUUGAGCCCUCAGAAUUGUUUGAUCUAACUGGAUUUCAUAAAGUGCUAAUUACACUCUCAAAAUUAUCACAAUCCAAAAAAAUACAACAUAAAAAUAUAUUAGGAUUCUCUGCAGAUUCAGAAGUAUUUGAUUCCCAAGAGGAUAUUUAUAAGGACUUACAAUCAAAUGGCGCAUCAGAUGGUGCUCGAGCUAGUGGGGCGCACAGACUAUCUGGUGGAGCAUUUGGCCAUGAUUACUCCAUGGUACGGGAAGAGGAGACUUAUCAAGAUCUGUGCGCUGUUCGUAAGGCCACCAGAAACUCCCAGCUUGCUGCCAAUAUCCAAACUAUGGAAAAGCGAGAUCAUGUCAUCAGAGAGCUAGUUGACACUGAAACAAAGUAUGUAGAAAUGUUAGAAAAUUUAUUGAAUAAAUUUAUGGUGCCCUUAUCAAACCUCAUGCGUCCAGCCGAUCUUCGGAUUAUUUUUAACAAAAUUCAAGAAUUGUAUGACAUUCACUUAGAAUUUUGCCAACAAUUGCAAAGGGCGACAUUGCCUAAGCCCGAAAUUAAGUUGAGCGAAGUUUUUCUAAGCUGGCGAGAAAAAUUUCUAAUUUAUGGUGAUUAUUGUUCAAAUUUAACAUUGGCUCAAGAUACAUUACGUGAUAUAAUGAACAAGGAGGAAUCAGUUAAUCAGCAAGUAAUUAAAUGUCAAAAGGAACAUAGUGAUGGUCGAAUUCAAUUACGAGAUAUAUUACCAGUGCCAAUGCAGAGGCUAUUGAAAUACCAUUUGCUGCUGGACAAAUUAGUUUCUGAAACAGUACCUACCCAUGAGGAUUAUCGAGGCCUGGAGAGAGCUAAAGAGGCAAUGAUUGAUGUUGCUCAAUAUAUUAAUGAAGUGAAACGUGAUAGUGAACUAUUAGUAGUACUGAAUAAAAUUCAAGAUAGUAUAUCAGAGUUAUCACUUCCUGAAGGAACAGAUCUCAGGUUAUAUGGUAAAUUAAUAUUAGAUGGUGAAUUGAGAAUAAAAGCACAUGAAGAUCAGAAACAAAAAACUAGAUACGUUUUUAUAUUCGAUAAAAUAAUGCUUCUGUGCAAAAAUGCCAAAUUAGGGAAUGCUCAAUAUACAUUUAGGGAAUCAAUACCUUUACAUGAAUAUAGAAUAGAUGACUCACAAACCAGAAGAACUUUGGGUAAAGACACUAGAUUUCAAUACAGUUGGUUUUUAGUAAGGAAAAGAAGAGAAACGGCGUAUACGUUAUAUGCACAUACAGAAGAGAAAAAAAGAAAUUGGAUCCGAGCUAUGCAGGAAGCUAUGGAUAAUGUGGAACCGGCAGUGUGCAUGAAAACCGAUCACAAAUUUGUUUUGAAAACAUUUGAUCGACCUUUAGCUUGUCAUCACUGUUCGAAAUUUCUUAAAGGGCGAAUAUUUCAGGGUUACAAAUGUGAAAGUUGUGGCAUAGCAGUCCAUAAGACUUGCAUAGCGAAUUCUGGGCGGUGUGGACCACCUCAACCACCGCCACCGCCAGCAAAUGUGGUCGAUAGACAAUUAGCGGAAUAUUUAUGGUAUGUCGGAGAAAUGGGUAGAGAUUGUGCGACCAGAAAAUUAGAACAAAGAAUAAAUGGUACCUAUUUAUUACGAGUUAGACCUCAAGGGCCAACUCAUCCCGAUGAGACCCCUUAUGCAUUGAGCCUAAAGACUGAUGAUAAAGUAAAGCAUAUGAAAGUAUAUAAAAAGCAAGUAGAAUUAGUACCACAAUAUUAUCUAUCCGAAUCUCGAUAUUUUAAAAGUAUUGUUGAUUUAAUUGCAUAUUAUGAGCGUACAAGUCUUGGCGAAAAUUAUGUUGGAUUGGACGUGAGUUUGCAGUGGCCUUUUCAUCAAAUUUUAGCUAUAGCCGAAUACAAUUUCGAGCCCGAUGAGACUAAUCAAUUGCCUCUAGUCAAGGGAUGUGAAGUUCUUAUUUUGAGCAAAGAAGGCGAUGAGCGAGGAUGGUGGAGGGGAAAAGUCAUGGACAGAGUUGGUUUCUUUCCAAAAGAUUAUGUAAGAGAGACUCGACAUGUAAGUGAUUAUUAGUGAUAAUCAAAAUGAAGAGCUUAUCGGGUAUGUGUGCAUUUGUUUUGAUUUUAAUUAUUAUUUGCAGAAAAUUUGUACAAUUUUAGAAUCAUGUUUAUUCAUACUCAUGCUUUGACUUUUGCAGUAAUGCGAAUUUUUUAUUUAGUUGUCGAACAUUGAAAACAUCUAUUGUUUGUUAUAGAUAUAAUUUUAAU
Messenger RNA from Ctenocephalides felis (cat flea), 2772 nucleotides. Its product is annotated as protein vav-like. The record is from RefSeq and is a predicted model, not a curated record. Bases 245 to 2578 code for a protein of 777 amino acids. Gene Ontology annotation, molecular function: guanyl-nucleotide exchange factor activity; protein binding. NCBI's taxonomy places the organism in Eukaryota, Metazoa, Arthropoda, Insecta, Siphonaptera, Pulicidae. Gene Ontology annotation, biological process: regulation of GTPase activity; cell migration. The transcript is spliced from 17 exons. Gene Ontology annotation, cellular component: cytoplasm.